Molecule: messenger RNA, 1018 nt
Organism: Plasmodium vivax (malaria parasite P. vivax)
Lineage: Eukaryota; Apicomplexa; Aconoidasida; Haemosporida; Plasmodiidae
Exons: 2
Coding region: 337-576 (79 amino acids)
Source: RefSeq, a predicted model, not a curated record
GGGAAGCAAAAAAAAGGGAAGCAAAAAAAAGGGAAACAAUAAAAAGGGAAACAAUAAAAAGGGAAACAAUAAAAAGGGAAAUAUAAAGAAGGGGAUAACGAAAAGGAAAACUUUUUUUUAAGAGUGGAACUCCUGCGGAAGAGGCCCAGAGUCAGUCACCCUCAGCAAAGAAGCACAUCACCAAGGGACGGCGGCCCAACUGCAGCGGCAACCCGAUUGGGCAGCUCAGCGGAGAGAAACCUGUUCGCCUGAAGAAGAACGCACGAGCGAGCACCCCAUCAGCGGUGUUUCCAGAUUGACCAGCCCCUCCCUCCCCGAAGACGAACCGAAGGCAGCAUGUCGAAGGCCGUUUACGCGAAGAUCUGGAUGAGCACGAGGUUCUUUAACCUCCGAAGGAGAUACGGCUGCAUCCAAGUUUGCGGACGCCUGAGCCCCUGGCUGUGUGUCUGGUCCUUCUACUGCGUCUCGCUCGUCUUCCCAGCCCUAAGCAACGAAAACAAGAAGAUGUUAACCUUCGGGCUUUGGAAGGAGAAUGACGUCGGCUACAACAAGUGCGCGCCCCCCCCGUACGAGUGAGGUGGGGCGGUAAAGAGAUGAAGCGGCAAAGAGGUAUAGGGAAGAGGAUGGAGAGAAGAGCGGUGCUCAGAAGAGUGACUGUGCGUUCUGGGGAGGAAGACGAAACGGAAAGGUCUGCCACUCCUGGUGGAGGCUUCCCCCCUGUUCGUUUGUCAUCGUAACCAAAGGGGAGUAUAGCCGUUGUGUAUUCCCACCCAAUGGGGAGGUGCAUUCCCCCACGUGUGUGUGCACCGGCAUGACUCCCCCGCCGCGGCACUCGUUUUAUAUUAACACACGGUGACCCGAGUGCAAUGCAUUCUCCUUUUCACCCCAACGAAAUGCCUUCUCCUUUUUUUUGUGUACUUGUGUUAAUCGCGUUGGGAUACGCAGUCUAGUGAGAGCCCCUCCUCAACAUGUUGCAUUGACCAACCCAAUUAACACAAACUGGGGAAGCAGACUAAGC